Gordionus sp. m RMFG-2023 is the source of this 1574-nucleotide messenger RNA. RefSeq lists its product as uncharacterized. Gene Ontology annotation, cellular component: cytosol. Bases 74 to 835 code for a protein of 253 amino acids. Gene Ontology annotation, molecular function: phosphomannomutase activity. Gene Ontology annotation, biological process: protein N-linked glycosylation; mannose metabolic process; GDP-mannose biosynthetic process. Lineage: Eukaryota; Metazoa; Nematomorpha; Gordioida; Chordodea; Parachordodidae. The record is from RefSeq and is a predicted model, not a curated record. The transcript is spliced from 8 exons.
UGAAACACGUACACACCUGACACACCCCCAUACAAACAUCUGUAAAUUAUUUUAAAAAAAUUGUGAUAAAAUUAUGGAUAAAAAUGGAUAUAAUCGAAUGAAACAAAAAACAAUUGUCUUAUUUGAUUUAGAUGGAACUUUAACAGUUCCUAGAAAUAUGAUUAAAGAUGACAUGAAACAUACAUUAAAAAAAUUACGGAGUGUGCAUGAAAUAGGUAUUGUUAGUGGAUCAGACUUAUCAAAACUAAAAGAGCAAAUUGGCAAUGAAAUUUUAGAUAAUUUUGACUAUAUUUUGCCAGAAAAUGGAAUUAUUGGUUAUAAAAAUGGGAAACAAAUAUUUGCAAAUAGCAUCCAAAAACAGUUGGGGGACGAAACACUUCAAACCUUCAUCAAUUACGCCCUAGGAUACAUGUCAAAAUUGAUAUUACCAUUUAAAAGAGGAACUUUUAUCGAAUUUAGACAGGGACUCAUAAAUAUCGCUCCACCCGGGAGAAAUUGUUCCCAAGCCGAAAGAGACGAAUUCGAAAAAUAUGACAAGAUUCAUCAGGUGAGGACGAAAUUCGUCGAAGAUUUGCGGCAAAGAUUUUCCGAUCUCGGCCUCGUUUUUUCCAUAGGUGGACAAAUAAGUUUCGACGUUUUUCCGAAAGGAUGGGAUAAAUCCUUCUGUCUUCAACAUUUUGACACUUAUGACCACGUCUACUUUUUCGGUGACAAAACCAUGGAGGGUGGCAAUGAUCACGAAAUUUUCAUCCAUCCAAGGACUAAAUCUUUUACCGUAGUUGGGCCCGAGGAUACUCAAAAACAGAUUAAAGAAAUAUUUCCCGUCUCGCCUUGAUUAACAUAAAUGAUUAUAGCAUUCAAAAUUUUGCACCCAAAAAUGAAUCGCUUUAUUUUUAUUGCGCAACAAAAUAUGCACACAAAUUAUUGUAUACAUCAUAUUAUAAAAAUGUAAUAUUUUUUAUAUAUUUUUAUUGGGGGGGGGGGGACUAAAAGAGAAAUUGGAUUUUAAAAAUGUUCAUUGUAACCCUUAAUCAGUGGUUUUAAACUUAAUAAUUAUAGCAUACAUUUAGGAUGUUAAAAUGACAUUACAACCCGAAACCUUCUAGUAGUUGGGAAUUUUCGAUAUUACCGGAUUUUAUUUGAAUUUAUCUUUUAUAUUUUAAAAGAUAUCAACCCUAUCCCUGGUUUUAAAUUGGUGGUUACUUAAAAGGGCUAAUCAUAAUAUUUAAUUUUUCAAAUUUUAUUACGUGUUUGCGCAUAUUUCUUAUAAUAUAAAUAAGUUGGAGAAUUAAAGAAAAAUUUCUGGUUCAGGUGAGGUUUUGGAACCGUUUCUUGAAAUUGCUCCACUAAGAUAAACAAAUAAUUAUAAAAAAGUAUAUAAUAUAUGCUAUAUUUAACAUUUUAACAAAUAAUGAUGUAACCAAAACAACAUGUGAUUCAAAAAUUGUCAAAAUUAAUAUUUAUUAUUAUUUUAUUUUUUUUUAAAAAAUAAUUAAACAAAUAUAAAAUUUAUUUAUCCAAAAUUUAUAUGGAAGAUGUUAUACAAUUAUUAUUUAUGUGGUUUUUUCUAUUGG